ACAAAGCCAGCCAAUUAUUCAAAACAAUACAAAGCCAGUCAAUGGCAGCUUAGUAACUCAAAUCAGUCAAAUUGAAUUGAGAUUUUGGGUUGGUAGGUUCCGAUUCAUUCACUCGUUUACAGCGACUCGAUUCCAACCUUAUCUUAUAUUUUGCAGCUGAAUAAUGGAUUUUAGUACAAUGGAUCGUGGACAGUUGACCCUGGUAGGAUCGGCUGGUUGUGUGAUGCUCACGAUGCAUUUCACAGUCCAGUUAUUGUCGCAGCAUCUCUUUUACUGGAAGACCCCAAAGGAACAGAAAGCCAUAAUAAUUAUCAUUCUUAUGGCUCCAUUAUAUGCAAUUGACUCAUUUGUGGGUUUAUUGGAUAUUCAAGGAAGCAAAUCAUUUUUCACUCUCUUAGACUCGGUUAAGGAGUGUUACGAGGCUCUGGUGAUUGCCAAGUUCUUGGCUCUAAUGUAUAGUUACUUGAACAUAUCUAUAAGCAAAGGUAUUGUGCCAGAUGAAAUCAAAGGAAGGGAAAUCCACCACUCUUUUCCAAUGACUCUUUUUCAGCCACACACAGUUCGGCUAAACCACCAGACCCUGAAGCUACUCAACUAUUGGACUUGGCAGUUUGUUGUCAUCCGCCCAGUUGUUUCUGUUUUGAUGAUAACACUACAACUACUUGGAGUUUAUCCCAGUUGGUUGAGCUGGACCUUCACUAUCAUUCUUAAUGUCUCUGUUUCAUUGGCAUUGUACUCUCUGGUUGUGUUUUACCAUGUGUUUGCGAAGGAACUAGAACCACAUAAACCGCUUGCAAAGUUCAUGUGCAUCAAGGGAAUCGUUUUCUUCUGUUUUUGGCAGGGAGUGGUCCUUAAGAUAUUAGCUGCUAUCGGCAUAAUUCGGUCUCAUCAUUUCUGGUUGGAUGUGGAGCACAUUAAUGAAGCUAUUCAGAAUGUCUUGAUAUGUCUCGAGAUGGUUGUCUUCUCUGUUCUCCAGCAAUAUGCAUACCAUGUCGCACCUUACAGUGGAGAUGUCGAAACAAAGAUGAGAUUAAACGAGAAACACGAAUGAUUUGAAUCUUUGUGUACUAUCUGCAACCUCUCCACAAUAUAUAUAAAUGUCGUCAAACUAACAACAUUCAUAUUUAGUCAACUAUAUAUAUAUAUGUGUCUUUGCCUCCAAACUCAGAUGUUAGGUUUGAGACUGGAACUUCGAAAUGAGUCAAUUCACAUUUCUAUAUUCCUUUACUCCCUUCCCAACCAUCUCUUCAUUAUACUGGAAAGCAUUUCGUUCAAUAAACCACUUACUGGGGUUGAAACCUGGAUUUCGUAUAGGUACCGAGUCACUUGUACUAUCUUUGCGGACUUCUAAUGAUAAAUGCCCCUGCAGUGUUUUGUAAUCUCCCGCAACAAGAGAGAGCUAGCGGUCAUCGAAGCUCCGUAUAAACUAAGUUACUAAGAAGAAUAUUUGGCUGCUUUAAAAAAAAAUAAAGAGAAGACUAUUGACUGUAAUAUGUUGUCACACUCGUACACAAUAAUAUAUCCUUGACUUGAUGA
This is a messenger RNA of Argentina anserina (silverweed cinquefoil), 1536 nucleotides long. RefSeq lists its product as uncharacterized. Lineage: Eukaryota; Viridiplantae; Streptophyta; Magnoliopsida; Rosales; Rosaceae. Gene Ontology annotation, molecular function: transporter activity. The transcript has 5 exons. The coding region runs from base 164 to 1051 and encodes 295 amino acids. Gene Ontology annotation, cellular component: membrane. Gene Ontology annotation, biological process: transport. The record is from RefSeq and is a predicted model, not a curated record.